This is a messenger RNA of Rotaria sp. Silwood1, 909 nucleotides long. The record is from the annotation of a GenBank genome assembly. Lineage: Eukaryota; Metazoa; Rotifera; Eurotatoria; Philodinida; Philodinidae.
AUGGUUGAUAUUCAUACGAAUGCAAAAUGGUCACAGAAUGCUAUCACUGUUGCAGGAGGAAAUGGACAAGGCAGCGGAACCAAUCAACUGUCUUGGUCGUAUGGUUUUUACGUCGACGAUGAUCAAACGAUUUAUGUCGCUGAUUGGGGAAAUAACCGUAUUGUAGAAUGGAAAUCUGGUGCAAUGAAUGGUAAAGUAGUUGCUGGUGGAAAUGGACAAGGAAAUGGAGCUCAUCAAUUAAAUAACCCAAUAGAUGUGAUAAUCGACAAAGAGAGCGAUACUCUCAUCAUCAGCGAUAGAUGGAACUACAGAGUAGUCCGAUGGCCUCGUCGAAAUGGUACGAGUGGAGAAACAAUUAUUUCGAAUAUCUCUUGCAUCGGUUUGACAAUGGACGAAAAUGGUUCUCUCUAUGUCGUUGACAGUGAAAAACAUGAAGUGAGACGAUAUAAAAUUGGUGACACUAAAGGAAUAGUGGUUGCGGGUGGCAAUGGAAAAGGAUAUCGUCUCGAUCAACUCUCUGCACCCCACUACGUAUUUGUCGAUCGAGAUCGUUCAGUUUAUGUGUCCGAAUAUGGAAAUCAUCGUGUAAUGAAAUGGGAAGAAGGUGCAACACAAGGCAUUGUCGUAGCCGGUGGUCAAGGACCAGGAAAUAGUCUCAUACAAUUGCAUGGUCCUCGAGGAGUCGUUGUCGAUCAAUUGGGGACUGUCUAUGUAGCUGAGCGGAUAAAUAAGCGAAUCAUGCGUUGGCCAAAAGGAGCCACACAGGGAAGUGUCAUUGUUGGUGGAAACGAUCAAGGAGCACAGUCGAAUCAAUUCUAUUAUCCCGCAGGUUUAUCAUUCGAUUGCCAUGGCAAUCUCUAUGUUGCUGAUUCUUGGAAUAAUCGAAUACAAAGACAUAAUAUCGAAUAA